GGCGGCAACCUCCACGGCGGCAACCUCCACGGCGGCAACCUCCACGGCGGCAACCUCCACGGCGGCGACCUCCUUGGUGGCCACCUGGCACCUCAUUCCACCUGACCGUCACCGAGACCCUUGACGGGGACGUCAACGCCGCCAUGGCCGAGGAGCAGAUGUACUUCUCGUGGACGGACUACUUCGUGUUCGUCGGCAUGCUGGUCGUGUCCACCGUGAUCGGGCUGUACCACGGCUUCAAGUGGCGGCCGUGGUCGCGGGGCGGCUCCUGCCGCGGCUCCAGCGAGGUGGGGUCGUCCUCCGUGGAGGAGCAGCCGGGGGACUCGUCGGCGGAGGAGUUCCUCACGGGCAGCGGCAAGAUGGGCACCCUGCCCGUGGCGCUGUCCAUGCUGGCCAGCUUCCUGUCCUCCAUCACGCUGAUGGGGCAGCCCGCCGAGGUGUACCUGUUCGGGCCGCAGCUCUGGCUCUUCGGGGUGGCGGCCUUCCUCGCCAUCCCCGUCAUCAACUACGUCAUGAUCCCGUUCUUCCACAAGCUGCAGAUCACGUCGGCCUACGAGUACUUCGGCAUGAGGUUCGGCCGCAACGUGCAGCGCCUGGCCUCGGUGCUGUUCACCGUCCAAAUGAUCCUGUACCUGGCCCUGGUGCUGUACGCCCCCGCGCUCGCGCUGAGUCAAGUGACUGGACUCAACACGCUGUUCGUCGUUACCGCCAUGUACGUGGUCGUCAUCUUCUACACCACCAUCGGCGGCAUGAAGGCGGUGGUCUGGACGGACACCUUCCAGGUGGUGGUGCUGUACGUGGCCAUGUUCGCGGUGCUCAUCAAGGGCACCGUCGAGGUGGGCGGCCUGGACACGGUGUGGCGCCGCAACGUGGAGCACGGCCGCGGAGACCUGUUCAAGUGGACCACGGACCCCACCGAGCGCUACUCCGUGUGGUCGUCGUUCGUGGGCGCGGCGGUGCUGCACAUGGCGGUGUACGGCGCCAACCAGCUGCAGGUGCAGCGCUACCUCACCGUGCCCUCCGUCAAGCAGGCGCGCCAGAUGAUCUGGAUCAACUGCGCGGGCUGGACGGUGGUGGUGCUGCUCACGGUGUACGCCGGCAUGCUCAUCUUCGCCAAGUACGCCGCGUGCGACCCCAUCACGUCGGGGCUCGUCACCAAGGCCGACCAGCUGUUCCCGCUCUUCGUCAUGGACUCCGUCGGCGACCUGCCGGGCUUCCCGGGCCUCUUCGUCGCGGGCAUCUUCAGCGCCGGGCUCAGCACCGUGUCCACGGGGCUCAACUCCCUGGCCGCCAUCUGGUUUGCGGAGCUGGACGGCACGCAGUUCAAGGCCAAGCUGUCGGACCGCGGCCGCGGCCUCACCGUCAAGAUGUUCUCGCUGGGCUUCGGCCUGCUGUCCUUCGCGCUCGUCUUCCUGGUGCCCUUCAUGUCCGGCCUGGCGCCCGUCGCCAUCGCGCUGUCCUCCUUCUUCUCCGGCACGCUCUUCGGCCUCUUCAUGCUGGGCAUGUACGUGCCCUUCGCCAACGCCGUGGGCGCCACGGUGGGGCUGCUGGCGGGCAUCGGCGUGGUGGGCUGGAUGACGAUGGGCGCGCAGUGGGCGACCGACGCGGGGCAGAUCGUAAACCCCCGUCUGCCGCUGUCCACCGGGGGCUGCGCCGCCAUGAACCUGACCGUCGUCCUGCUCGACGCACCGUAA
This is a messenger RNA of Thrips palmi, 1694 nucleotides long. RefSeq names its product sodium-coupled monocarboxylate transporter 1-like. Gene Ontology annotation, biological process: sodium ion transport; transmembrane transport. NCBI's taxonomy places the organism in Eukaryota, Metazoa, Arthropoda, Insecta, Thysanoptera, Thripidae. The record is from RefSeq and is a predicted model, not a curated record. Gene Ontology annotation, cellular component: membrane. Gene Ontology annotation, molecular function: symporter activity.